This is a messenger RNA of Lathyrus oleraceus (garden pea), 1115 nucleotides long. Its product is annotated as glycolate oxidase. The transcript is spliced from 9 exons. Lineage: Eukaryota; Viridiplantae; Streptophyta; Magnoliopsida; Fabales; Fabaceae. Bases 54 to 1115 code for a protein of 353 amino acids. Gene Ontology annotation, molecular function: FMN binding; (S)-2-hydroxy-acid oxidase activity. The record is from RefSeq and is a predicted model, not a curated record. Gene Ontology annotation, cellular component: peroxisome.
CAGAAGAUAUUGUAGACAUAACAUAAUAAAGUAACUUGACUAUUAUUAAGAAGAUGGUGAAUAUAACAAAUGUGAGCGAGUAUGAAGCAAUUGCAAAGGAAAAGUUGCCAAAGAUGAUUUAUGAUUACUUUGCGUCAGGGGCAGAGGAUGAGUGGACUUUGAAAGAGAAUCGGAAUGCAUUCUCAAGGAUUAUGUUCAGGCCACGUAUUCUUAUCGAUGUAAGCAAGAUAGAUUUGACAACAACUGUCUUAGGCUUCAAAAUAUCAAUGCCUAUCAUGAUUGCUCCUACAGCCGCGCAAAAGAUGGCUCACCCUGAAGGAGAAUACGCUACUGCUAGAGCAGCAUCAGCAGCUGGCACCAUCAUGACACUAUCCUCAUGGGCUACUUCCAGCAUUGAGGAGAUUGUUUCAACAGGACCUGGCAUUCGCUUCCUCCAACUCUAUCUGCUUAAAGACCGAAAUAUGGUUACUCAUCUUGUGAGAAGAGCUGAAAAGGCUGGUUUCAAGGCAAUUCUCCUUACUGCAGACUCUCCGGUCAUUGGUCGUAGAGAGGCUGACAUAAAAAAUAGAUUUAUACUGCCAUCAUAUCUGAGAAUGAAGAACUUUGAAGUCAUGGAUCUUGAAAAGUUGUAUAAGAUUAAAGACAAUGGUGGUCUCAUCUCUGUGACUAAUGGUCUAUAUGACCAAUCACUCACCUGGAAGGAUGUAAAAUGGCUUCAAACAAUCACCCCAUUGCCCAUUUUAGUGAAGGGAGUACUUACGGCUCAAGAUGGUAAACUUAUGUUAACUUUAAUGUUCAUGCUAGAGGAUGGAAAGGAGGUGCCAUUGCCCUCAACUUCUAUGGUGAGCAUUUCAGAUGUCAGUGGAGUGACCCGUAAUGGUCGUGUUUUCUCGGCUCAGCCGAAAUCCCAUGAGGACAUUGUGAAAAGAACUGUUGUUAAUCCUGAUGGUCCCGUGGGGACUUCUUCUCCAAAUAAUUAUGUUCUUGUUAUUAAAGGUGUUGACCCUGUUGAUGUUAAGAAUAAUAAUACUCCUAUCUUGGUGGGCCAGACUGGCAUCUUGAAAGAGGAUGGUGAUGAGAUAUUGAGGCUCAUUAAAAGGAGCGAAGCUUUGUAG